AUAUUCACGGGAUAGAAAUUGAAGAGAGAGAAUGUCUGCAAGAGAGCAGAGAUACAGUUCAGAAAUCAUGUAUGAAGCCGGUGACGACGGAUCACUAAACUUCGAUGAGUCGGAUUCCGACAUCAAAUAUACCAGCACCCCACUGAAAGAAGUCGAUCCAGUACAAAAUAAACGAAAAAUAUCGGCCCCUUCUAAUUGUGACUCGGAAGAGUCGACGGAUGUCAUGACCUCCGUGCCGAGACCUUUACCCAGGCAGAGAAGCGGCCAAAUUUUGAAGAAGCAACAGGUUCCCAGCACUCGUAGAAGUGGGAUUGAGAAACAGCCCCGGAAAAGACAAAUACGGUCGAAGAGGCGAAGAACACAUGAAAGCAGGAACGAUGAUCGCGGGAAUGUUGACGAGAAAACGACGACAAGGAGACCUCCUUCCACAGACGGCAAUGCGGAGUCAGAAGGCCGCAGGAGAGUGGAAAAUCUUCAGAGACAAAGGGAAGCAGCUGCUGAACUACCGAUUGCCGAAUUACUGCAACAUGCGCAGGAAAAUCGUAAGAACAAAACAAAGUAUGAGGAGCCAUCGCCCAUGCUGGAGUUGACAACUGACACCAUUUACGUUCAGGGGAGAAACGGGUUCAGUGCAGUGAAAAUUCGGAAAACUAAUAGGGUAGAAGACGCCACUGAAAAAUUUUUGAAGCCUAUACACGUCGCAAUCAAAAUGCACAAUUUAUCCAAAUGUGUGAUGAUGUGGUGCCAGGGACUUCUCGGCGGCAUCGCCUUGACUCAGGUCCUCUUGGUAGCAAAAAUGGAGGCUGAUCCCAGUCUACUUGCGCUAAUAAACGCCACCAACUACCCCCAGAUAAUAUCAGGGAUAUUUUUAUUUCUCGUCACAAUAUGUCUUCUCUCUGCGAUGGACAGAAUUGAUUUUGGACAUUUUGACCUGGACGAAUUUCGCAUGAUUUCUUAUCGCUGCUGGUUGUCCAUUGUUACACUCCUGCUGUACCUUGUAGCGAUCUGUAUUCACUUGACAGCGACAGACCAAUACAAAAAUUCAACAACUCUUGAUCAUGGAAAACCCGAAAUUGACACGAAUCGAACUGUCGAUGUUGAACACUCCAUGCAAAGUAAAAUGUACACUUGGAAAUACGUACUCUGCAUCGUGGCCUGGGUCUGCAUUGCAUUUGGGCCGACUAAUGACAUGACCACAACGCAUUUGGAAACUCUACUGGAAUAUGCCAAGUAACAUGUAGAUCGAAGCUUCCUAAGAUUGAACAAGCAAUUAAGCUGAAACAUUCAACUAUCAGCUAUGGCACAGCAGUUUCUAGUUCACACAUACAGAUCAAUGUUGUGAUGCGAUGGUCAAUACUACAUUCUGUAUAGACGACAGAUG
Molecule: messenger RNA, 1381 nt
Organism: Diprion similis
Lineage: Eukaryota; Metazoa; Arthropoda; Insecta; Hymenoptera; Diprionidae
Exons: 5
Coding region: 32-1234 (400 amino acids)
Biological process (GO): cilium assembly
Cellular component (GO): ciliary transition zone
Source: RefSeq, a predicted model, not a curated record